Rotaria sp. Silwood1 is the source of this 1988-nucleotide messenger RNA. The record is from the annotation of a GenBank genome assembly. Lineage: Eukaryota; Metazoa; Rotifera; Eurotatoria; Philodinida; Philodinidae.
AUGUCAAGUGAUGAAUUAGAAUAUCUUCAAAAAAGUAUCGGCCAAUUUGUUUCUGUGAAUUCAUUUCUUUCUACUAGUAAUCAACGAGAAAUAGCUGACUUCUAUAUGGGUGAUAGAACUCAACAGAUCAAUUUCGAACGAGUUCUUUUCGAGAUCGUUGCUGAUCCUAAAGUAGUCACGACGAAACCAUUUGCUGACAUCAGCAUGCUUAGCCACUUUGCUGAUGAGUCAGAGGUACUCUUUAUGCUUGGUUCUAUUUUUCGUCUUCAUUCUAUUAUUCGUGAUGACGAUCAAGUCUGGAUCAUUGAAAUGUCUUUAUGUGGUGAUGACGAACACAUUCCUCGUUGUCGUCCCAAGUGGAAACAAAAUGCAAUUAUCAUUGCUGGAGGAAAUGGACCUGGCAAUCUAUCAAAUCAACUCUCUCUUCCUUCGAGUAUCUAUGUUGAUGAUGAUAAUCAAAGUAUUUAUAUUGCUGAUUGGUUAAAUGAUCGUAUUGUUGAAUGGAAAUAUGGUGCCAAGAACGGUGAAGUGGUUGCAGGCGGAAAUGGAAGAGGAAAUGGAACGGAUCAAUUGAAUGGGCCAAUAGAUGUAAUUGUUGAUAAAAAAAAUGAUUCCCUCAUCAUUUGUGAUCAAGAUAACAGACGAGUCGUACAAUGGUCUCGUCAAGAUGGUACAAAUGGACAAACAAUCAUUUCUAACAUUUAUUGUGAAGGUCUAACAAUGGAUAAUAAUGGAAGUCUUUAUGUUUCUGACAGAGAGAAUAAUCAAGUAAGACGAUGGGAAAUAGGAGAUACAAAUGGGACAAUAGUAGCAGGUGGAAAUGGAAAAGGAAAUCAUCUCAAUCAACUUAAUCAUCCUACCUAUAUCUUUGUUGAUCAAGAUCAUUCAGUUUAUGUGUCAGAUCUUAUCAAUCAUCGCGUGAUGAAAUGGAUGAAAGAUGCAAAAGAAGGUAUUCUUGUUGCUGGUAGACAAGAUAUGGGGGAUGGUGUGAAGCAAUUAUCUUUUCCCUAUGGAUUGAUUGUUGAUCAAUUGGGUCAUGUCUAUGUGGCUGACUCAGUGAAUAAUCAAAUCAUGCGUUGGUCAAAACGAUCGAAAAAAGGUUGUAUUAUUGUGGGUGGAAAUGGACACGGAGAACAACCAAAUCAGGUCAAAGCUCCCAGAGAUUUAUCCUUUGAUCGACAAGGUCAUCUGUAUGUCGUCGAUUGGGGGAAUCAUCGAGUACAAAAAUUUGAAAUCGAUUCAAAAUGACAUUGUUUUUUUGACGAUGAAAUGAACUGAGAAGAUCUUUUCUGUGGCGUUUGUUUUUUUUUGUUUUUGAUAAAAGAAUAAAAUUAAAAAGAAAAUAAUUUGAAUAGAAAGAAUAUUUCUUCUUUCUCUAUCUGCGUGUGUACAGAGAAACUGAGUUUAUCGAAAACACAAACGGGAUCACACCCACUGAUAAGGUAACCCAUACAUAUCCGUCAGGAUACGUAUGGUAUAAAAGACUUUCUCAGAAUAACUGCAUCCUCAACAAGGAGAAUUUCUCUGUGUCAGUUAAAGAAGACCCAAACAACAGGCUGUGAACAGUGGAAGAAAGAUUUUUUUUGUUAAUACAACGAACUAUGAUUACUGUUCCAAUCUAAUCAUAGUUCAUUGUAUUAAAUUAACAAGAGAAAGAAAGACUCAUCGGCAUUGAGUAAGCAAAUGUUCCACCGUUUAAUUUUGUAAACAAUCUUAAGAUUUAUCUCAAUGUAUAUGUCGCAGGAGCAAUUAAAGGGUGUGGGUGUGGGUGUGGGUAUUCUUUUUUCAUGAUUUAAGUACCCACACUGGACACCCACACCCACACCACCCACACCCACACCCAUACCACCCACACCCACACCCACACCCACACCCACACCCACACACCAACACCCCACACCCACAUCCCUACCAACACCCACAUCCCUACCAACACCCACACCCCACCCACACCCACACCCACCCACCCACACCCCAGCCACACCCAC